This is a messenger RNA of Linum trigynum, 2259 nucleotides long. NCBI's taxonomy places the organism in Eukaryota, Viridiplantae, Streptophyta, Magnoliopsida, Malpighiales, Linaceae. The record is from the annotation of a GenBank genome assembly.
CUAGAGACCCGUGGAUUCGAUAUUUAUCACUUGAGCCACUAUACUGCAGUCCCUUUCAUUGGUUACACUUGGCCUUUGUUAGGUGUUGUGUUUUAGCGAGUCAAGUUUUUGGCGCCGUUGCCGGGGACUUUCUAGAGUAUUAGGAAAGGCAGAAGUUUGUUACUUUAGCGUUUUUCUUUUCUUUUCUUUCCCACCCUUGCUUUUCACUUGGGUGUUUUUGUUUUUGUUGGUGCAGAUCUGAAUCAUGGAUCCUAAUGGCUUCUUCAAUCAUUGGGGGUAUCCACCGCCAUCUGGGUGGUAUUACCCCGAGACUCCCUGGAGCAAUCAAGGCAGAGAAGACUAUGGAUUCGGGUUCCAGUACCAACCCCCUUACUACGGAGAACAACCGGACCCCUGGGCAUAUCAAGAACAACCUCAUUAUCAAGAAGAAUUUCUCCCACAACCAGAAGGGCCAUCGGCGCUGGAGUUACUCAUGGAGCAGUAUGCUCGAGACUGUGAGAGAACAUGCUCCAGGAUGGAUCAGUGUGUCCAGGCCUAUCGUGAAACAGAUGAGAUCCUCCUGAGCCUUAAGAAGAGCGUUGAUGAUCUUGAGCGAUCUUGGGCGCAACCUGCUCCAGAUCACCCUUCUGCUACCAUACAAGAAGAUGAGGAGGAAGAAGAAGGCUACAAGGGCAUUGUGGAACACACUGAAGUUGUCACGGAGAGCUCUCGUGAUGGUCAUGAUCAGGCGUGUCAUGUCGUAGCCGACCACACCUUCCCACACCCCAAACUGAGCUUUGAAGAGGCGGGCAUGAGUGAGGAGAUGCAAGAAGAUCUCAUGAAAGAAAUUGCUUGGCAACUUGCUCUCCAAUCCGUGCUAGAAGAAGAAGAGCAAGAAAGGGUGCAGAAAGAAGUUGUGGAGGAUGACGAAAGUGAAGCUGGAGGAGUUCUUGAUCAUUUCCCAGGGGUGAUACCACAUGAAGAAGGAAGGGAGGUUGAAGAAGCAAUUGGCGUCCAGGCUGAGGACGAAGUUGAGGUGGAAGAGGCUUGCACCGGCCAUGAGUUACAUGUGAUAUCUCCACCAAACUUCGAGGAACUGCUUAGCAAGGACCCAUUUGCAGUGUCUCUUUGCCAGACCAAGGCCACCUCGACAUCGGUCCCUCUUGGUGGACGCGAUGGUGGCCAAUCGAUGCUUUCUUAUCUGGUUUGGGGCAAUGAGACGAGAGAAGAGAAGAAGAGGUCUCGAGGGUGGAGACUUCAUCUGCAUCAAGUACAUGAGCCUUCCUCACCUGCCACACCACAUGCUCGUGACUUGAGACUCCACCUCAUCGACGAGAACCUCAACUUCAAGGAGGUUCUAGCAUGGACCGAAACUUAGGAGCCAUCGUCCGGCUCACGACGUGAAAGAAGCGCUUGUUGGGAGGCAACCCAACCAGUCGGUUUGCAUUUCUUUCUCUAUUUCUCCUCGGUUGAGUCAGUUUUGUUAUUUGAUUUUAGAGUCAAUAACUCAACCUUUGUGAGAUUUUGUGUGGUGUUUGUGUUCUGAUUACUCUCUCUUCCUGGACUGCACUGCCUGACCCGUACAUCAUCAUUCACCCUUGAUCUGGUAACUUCGUUCAACCCUCCUUAUCUUUCCUCCAUUGAGGACAAUGUCGUGCUUAAGUGUGGGGGGGUGUUCGAUUAUGUAUGCGGGUGAAUGUUUGGCUGUUUGUGUGCUUGGAGCCUAGUCCACUGUCCAAAUUUUUAAAUUUGAGGGCUCCAAGUACGUGUUCCAUGCAAUUGCCUGCUCAGUAUGCUUUGAAUUGACAGUCUUUACAGUAAUAUGCAACCUAGGGAGGUAGUGUAGCACUAUGGAGGAUGUUGAUGCAUUUAAGAAGUCUCAUUUCUUCUUCAUAUAAAGUUGGUUGAUUGAGUGAAUUAGUGAUCUUAGGACCCUUGAAUUGUGUGGUGUUGCGGAUUCUCUGCCUGUCAUGGACUCUUGUAUCAUGUUUUGAAAAUAACAGGUGCUCGAAAAUGUGCUUCAAAAUAAACGUCUCCCGUGCGAAUAGGGCGGAAGUGUGUAAGGGGAGACGGGAAUUCGUUCCCAAUUUCCACCUACUACCUCCAGCCCCCUUACAUGUCUUUCCCCCCGCACGAGGCUCGAGACAUCCGCUCCUGGCAUGGCCGGUAAGAGCAGGUUGGGACCCUUGAAAAGAAAAGAAAAGAAAAAUAACAGAAAACAAGCAAAAUAGAAAAAAAAGGGGUUCCAACCAUCUUCAAGAAUAAAAUAGAGCACCUUGA